Gaeumannomyces tritici R3-111a-1 is the source of this 1477-nucleotide messenger RNA. RefSeq lists its product as hypothetical. The coding region runs from base 491 to 1279 and encodes 262 amino acids. The record is from RefSeq and is a predicted model, not a curated record. NCBI's taxonomy places the organism in Eukaryota, Fungi, Ascomycota, Sordariomycetes, Magnaporthales, Magnaporthaceae. Gene Ontology annotation, biological process: positive regulation of transcription by RNA polymerase I; positive regulation of DNA-templated transcription, elongation. Gene Ontology annotation, cellular component: CTDK-1 complex. The transcript has 4 exons.
GUCAAAGAACGCACGUCAAUCCCUUAUUUGAACCACUCCGGGCUCCCAACCUUGACCCUGGCUGCCGCUGUUUUUAGCGCCGACGCCAGACAGUCAGCACGCGGUCGCCAUUGUAUUGAAACGGAUGGCUGGGAGAAUUCAUAUCAAUUUGAGCGCCAGCCUUGUAUGGAAGGAAUAAGUUGCCGAUUAACAACCGCAUAUCAGGCACUGAACACCACAGGGGCCUUGUGAGGUUUGGCCGCCUCCCUUACGCAUCGCCCCUCCUGCCACGCAAACCUAGUGAUGCAGGCCAUGCGAGGGCCCCAUUCCAUGGUCUCCAUUGUGCGCGAGACUGGUGAAGACUGCUGAGAUCCCUAUCUGCCGAUAGCCGAAGGUGUCUAGCGGUUGGUUCGCGCAGCAAGCCGCCGACCAAUCGCUCCAAGGAGCGUGGGGAGGCUCGUCGCAGGUAGACCUUUCACGUCAUCCCUGGCGCAAGCAAUAAGUGUUGGGCAUGGCGGACCCUUUCGAAGUCCGGGUGCGCUUCAGCUCCCAGUUGCAAAACCUCAAUGCCUCGGUUGCGUCGGCCCAAAAGGCAGCCGCCUACGCGCUCAAGUACAAAGACUUGGACGAGGAUCUGCACUCGUGUAUCCUGGAGCAGCUCGAGAAGCCCGAAACUCCGGUCAACACGAGGGCCAACAUCAUGUACUUCAUCGAGCACUUUCUUGAAAUCGCGCUCAAGGAGGGCAAUGUCGACUAUGCCCGCAUGCUGCAGCGGGAUAUCAUCCGCGUCGUUGACGCCGUCGCCCCAGAGAACGGGUCCGGCGCCGCCAACGUCAAGGUUGUCCGUAAGGUCCUGCAAGGCUUACAGAACAAGAGCUUCCUCGAAGCACAGACCGUCAGCGAAAUUGACGAGGUCCUGCGAGAACGGGAGACGGCGACCCACUACAUCAGCAUGUCUUCACCCGCACAUGGCGAUGACGACAUGGGCGACAUGCCCCCGUCCCAGACUAUCCCCCGGGCGGGCAGGGGUCCGGCACCGCCGCGGCUAGAGAGGAAGCAAGUUGAGCAGCGCAUAGAGGAGGACCGCGAGCGCCACAAACGGUUGCGCGAGGAUAUCUGGGCAAUCCCGAAGGAGGGGUACGACGCCGAGAUGGAGAAGAUGUGGGAGGAGACCAGCGACAUGGGCGAGGAUGACCACAUAAUGGGCGACGAGGAACGCCUCGAGCGUCUGGAGUGGCUUCGCAGAUCAUGCGCGCACCAACAGGCCGCGGCGCAGACCAAUGGCCAAGCUUCGAAAUAGCUGAUGUACCUAUCUGGUGCGGACAUCGUGGAGGACGAUCAGGAGGCAUGGGCUUCACCUGCGGGACACGAAUCCCACCCCGCACAUAACCAAACGGGGAUAGGAAGAGGAGACAUGCGUGGUGGGAUAUGGGCACAGAAGGCUUUAUAGCGUAAUGAUACAUCUGGCAUGUUCCUACAGUUGGUGUUGUGGCUGUAA